Messenger RNA from Cucumis melo (muskmelon), 3693 nucleotides. Its product is annotated as transcription factor TCP4. The coding region runs from base 2057 to 3343 and encodes 428 amino acids. Gene Ontology annotation, molecular function: sequence-specific DNA binding; DNA-binding transcription factor activity. Gene Ontology annotation, biological process: regulation of secondary shoot formation. The record is from RefSeq and is a predicted model, not a curated record. Gene Ontology annotation, cellular component: nucleus. NCBI's taxonomy places the organism in Eukaryota, Viridiplantae, Streptophyta, Magnoliopsida, Cucurbitales, Cucurbitaceae. The transcript is spliced from 2 exons.
UUUCUUCUAAUCAAUAAAAACAAUAAAUUGUACGCCCGAUUCAUUUUUGUUUCUACACAGAAAGGACAAUUUUUUUUUUAAUGUUUUUCUGGCACCCAUUAUUCAGAGCAGUGAUGUAAUGGUGGAUUCAGAAAGACAUUCAGUAACAACAUUUUCAGCAAAACAGUUAAAAACUUAUUGCAGAGAGUUAUUAUUUAGGAACUCAGACCAAUAUAGUCGCUGGAAAUGGAAUUAAAGCUUCAAUAUCAUAAUUAUAGGAAAAGAAAAACAGUAAAAUAUAUGUAAAUAAAGCUAUGGAAGUAUAAAACUUUGUACCUGAUUAUGCAAUGCUAAUUCAAACAUAACUCAAUACAUAUAUGUAUUAUACGUAUUAUACAAAAAGGUUAGAUAUUUGAAAUACUACAACCAAAUCAAACCAAUAAUAUUUGGCCACCUGUGUAGAACUUAAAGAUGUAAGCACCUCAAGAUUCUACAUAUUGUCUAGGCUUAAAUUUCACCACCACACUUCAACUUUGGUAGAAGAAGAAGAAGAAGAAGAAGAAGAAGAAGAAGAAGAAGAAGAAGAAGAAGAAGAAAGAAAGAAAGAAAGAAAGAAAGAAAGAAAGGAAGAAGAUAAAGAUAAAUAAAAAUAAAAGGUUAUUCCAAAUUCAACGUGAACUAAUUAUUCUCUCCACUUGUGAAGAAAGGCCAUGUCAGAAUUUUCAAUAUGUUCCUAUCAAUUAUUAACCCCCUUUUAAAGUUGGAAUUAAAUUUGAAGAUCUAAUGUCAGAGAGGCAUUAGAAAAAACUGAAUGGAAAUAAACUGCCCCAAAGAUACAAGGUUUUGUAGAGAGAGAGGGUAUUAGACAGCAUAAAGUUAAAUAAAACAAUAAUUGAAAAGGAAAAAAAAAGAAGAUUUGGAGAAAAUAAUCUAUUGGGGAGGGGAGGGGAGGGAGUACAAGAGUACAAAGUAUCGCAGCAAAUUCAGUAAUGAUAUUGGCAGAGAUCUUUAAAAUCUUAUUUAGGAGCAAAAGAGUAGGCUAAGUUGCAAGUGGCCUCUACUGCUUGCUGCUUGCUUCUGAUGCUGCCACCAUUAAAGACCUCAAUUGGAUCUCUAGUUUUUCUUUUAUAGCACUUUGAUGAUGUACUGUUCCAUUCAUUUUCCGUAGGCAUAACACACAGCCUUUUUCUCUCUCUCUCUAUCUCUCUAUAAAAUGUUGAUGUAGAAAGAGAAUUGCGCAACAACAGCGUCAAAGGAAUUGGGGAAGGGGUGGGUUUCUUCUGUUAAAGUCAUCUGGGGUUUGCCUAGUCAAGUGGGUAUCUAUCACAAAAGGAGACAUAACUCUCAAAAGCUGUGCUGAGAGAGAGAGAGAGAGAGGGAGAGAGAGAUGGGUUAGGCUGUGGGAUUGGAAUUACUGGGUUUGGUUUUUGAUUUGUAGAUUUGGGGAAUAGUUGGGGAGGAGGUGGGGGAUGGAAUUGAAGAAAAUGAAUGGCAGAACUUUUUGGGAGAGGCAGACGAGGCGGCAGCAGCUUCAUCAGCAAGAGCAGAAGCAACAGGUUACAGAGUGGUGGCAGCAGCAGCAAUUGCAGAAAGAAGAAGGAGAGAGAGAGGAGAGAGAAGAAGAUAGAAGAAGCCAUUAGGAUUAGGAAAAAGCACUGCCCGUUUAAAGCUGGAAGAAGAAAAGCAAAACAAUCCGAGUCUGGAUCCUCAACGAAAUCGCCCUCAUCAUCAUCAAAACCAGAUUCUAAUUUCGAGGCAUGUAGAAGGAAAAGCAGAGGAAGACGACCAAGAUUCUCCACCCCACCACCACCAAGACCACCACCACCACCUUCCUCAGCACCAACCGCAUCCUUUCAAUGUGCACCAGAAUCAGCAUCUUUUUCUUCAAAACACUCACCAACAAGACCAAAAUCUACACAAUUACGACGCAGUUUUAGAUUCACAGUCACAACAACCCCACCAGCAACAAGCCCCCAAAAAACGUUCUUACUUUCAGCUUCCUCCUCCUCAUCCGGUGGCGGCCCCUGCCGCCUCUGCCUCCACGUUCGCCGACCAGAGCAUCGAAUAUGCGAGAAAAAUGGGAGAGAGCCACCGCCAAACAUCGACGUCGUCAAGGUUGGGGAUGAGAACCGGCGGCGGGGGUGGGGAGAUUGUGGAGGUUCAAGGAGGCCACAUUGUUCGUUCCACUGGAAGAAAAGACCGUCACAGCAAAGUUUGUACAGCCAAAGGUCCAAGAGACCGCCGCGUUCGCCUCUCUGCUCAUACCGCCAUCCAGUUCUACGACGUUCAAGACCGCCUCGGGUAUGACCGACCCAGUAAAGCUGUAGACUGGCUAAUAAAAAAGGCCAAGGCCGCCAUUGAUGAGCUCGCCGAGCUUCCUGCAUGGCAUCCGAGCACAGGAAACGCAUCCACACAGGGGGAGGAGCAGCAGAGUCUGAAUGAUGAGAACGAGAAUCUACUUUCAGUCCAACGCGAUGUGUUCAAUUCAGCAGGUAAUCGGAGAGCGACGGUGUUGGGGAGUGACAGUAGAGUCUCAGAGUUUCCUCUGCAAAACUUGCAGCAUACCCAAAUGGGGGAAGGCCCAAAUAGCAGCACCUCAAGCUUUCUCCCACCGUCGCUGGACUCGGACUCCAUUGCUGAUACCAUCAAGUCGUUCUUCCCUAUAGGCACGGCGGCAGCGGCGGCCGAGACGACUUCUUCAUCGAUUCAAUUCCAGAAUUACCCACAAGAUUUGCUUUCUAGGACGAGUAGCCAGAACCAAGAUCUGCGGCUUUCUUUGCAGUCUUUUCAAGACCCAAUAGCUAUUCACCGGCAUCAUCAUGCUCAGCACCAGAGUCAAGGUCACCAGAAUGAGCACGUCCUGUUUUCCGGCACCGCCCCGUUAAGCGGGUUUGAUGUGACCACCGCUGGUUGGACUGAACACAACAGCCUCAAUCCGGCGGAGAUUAGCCGGUUCCCGCGGAUAACUUCCUGGAACGCAUCUGGUGCAGAAACUGGUAGUGGCGGCGGAGGUGGGAUCAGGAGUGCGGGCUAUGUAUUCAACUCGCCGCACUUGCCAACUGCGCUGCCACCUUCACAACUUAUGCAGCCAUUGUUUGGAGAAAACCAGUUUUUUUCUCAGAGGGGACCCCUUCAGUCCAGUAACACACCUUCAAUUCGCGCUUGGAUUGACCCAUCACUUACACCAACUGAUCAUCAUCAGCAUCAAAUGCCACCAUCAAUCCACCAAUCCUCCUACGCAGGCUUAGGAUUCGCCUCAGGCGGAUUCUCUGGGUUUCACAUUCCAACGCGAAUUCAAGGUGAGGAGGAGCACGAUGGCAUUUCAGACAAGCCAUCCUCUGCUUCCUCUGAUUCUCGCCAUUGAUUUGAUAAAAAAAUCCCAAGAUUUUCUCUUCUACAGAUGAUUUUGUUAUUGCAGGUGUGCGCAUCUUCAAUUAGAAAAGCCAAGGUUAGCAGCACCACUGUCAAGCCACCACAUGGUUUUCAAGAGGGCAGAAUUUUGGGUCGUUUUGUUUCAAUGGCCUUUACCAUGGAAGUAGUGAUUCUGAGUACUUUAGUUCUUAUGGUCCAUGGUUUAUUUAGCUUCUGUCAGUUGUUUAUGUUAAGGUCUAAUCUUUGAUGAAUCUCUUGAUGGAAUUGUCUUCCUUAUUUGUUUCUGUAGCAAGACUUUUAAUAUUCUGAUUACUUUUUUGAAUUAAUAUUUCGAUUUUAGUC